Molecule: messenger RNA, 312 nt
Organism: Hydatigera taeniaeformis
Lineage: Eukaryota; Metazoa; Platyhelminthes; Cestoda; Cyclophyllidea; Taeniidae
Source: the annotation of a GenBank genome assembly
AUGCCGGUUGCAGAGACUACAUUGGAGGAAAAGUCGAAAAGACCGGCAACUCAUGCUGAGCGUAAUGCGGCGGACCUUGAGAAGAUGACCUACAAUUUUGAGGAAACUGAGGUGACUGCUGGGAUGACUGAUGCUCUAAAAAAAGUAACAGAGGAAAAACAGUCUGCUACUCCUGCCCCAAGGAUCAAAAUCAAGUCCAAGGACGUCAAUCUAAUCGUUCAGGAGUUCGAAAUCAGUAGUAUUGCAGCAGAGAAGAAACUCAAAGAAUGCCAUGGUGAUGUCCGCGAAGCACUUUGUGCAUUAUGCAAGUAA